Messenger RNA from Punica granatum (pomegranate), 1044 nucleotides. NCBI's taxonomy places the organism in Eukaryota, Viridiplantae, Streptophyta, Magnoliopsida, Myrtales, Lythraceae. The record is from RefSeq and is a predicted model, not a curated record.
UCAGAUUAAUAUUAGACUCCCUACUUCCUCUUCACUCACUCUCUUCUCCCUUUAACUUUCCUCCUUGGCUUCUAUGCCUCUGCAUAGACAAACAGAAAUGGUUGGCUCUUCCUAUUCUUUCUGCCAUGUUUAUAUCUCCUUCCUUCUUGUUGCAAUGCUCUUAUUGUUGGGGCCUUAUUCGGCUUAUUCCUCGGAUCAGAAGGUGACCGUGUCUCUGUACUACGAGACGCUCUGCCCGUACUGCGCCAACUUCAUCGUGAACUCACUCGUGAAGGUCUUUGAGAAGGGACUCAUCUCUAUCGUCGACCUGAGGCUCAUCCCAUGGGGCAACGGCUGGAUCCAAUCAGACGGCUCCCUCAGUUGCCAGCAUGGACCAGAUGAGUGCUUGCUGAACGCUAUUGAAGCCUGUGCCAUCAAUGUCUACCCCGACGUGAAUCGACACUUCAGAUUUGUUUACUGCAUAGAGCGGCUGACCUUGGAGGGCAGGCACAAUGAAUGGGGCAGUUGCUUCGGGGAGGCCAAGAUGGGCAGCUCGCCCGUUGAUUGCUACAACAAAGGAAAUGGAUAUAUGUUGGAGCGGAAAUUCGCCGGUGAAACAGCUCGUCUCAACCCGCCACGUAGAUUUGUACCGUGGGUGGUCGUCGACGGCCAAGCCCUCCAAGAGGACUUCCAGAACUUCGUGAGCUAUAUAUGCAGGGCUUACAGAGGAAGUCAGAUUCCAGAGGCCUGCACUUCCUUACCGUCCACAAUUGAUUCUUUCGAGGAAAAUUCCGAGAAUUCAGUUUGUUAUGCGGGUGAAUUGAAUAAUUCCACGUCCUUCCGUCAUUGAAAUGAGUCCCACACCAUCACUACUGUUGUUCUUGCUGAAGCUGUUUCUCGCCCUUGUCAAGAUUUCGUUGAAACUAUGUAGUUUGUUGUUCAAGGUCAAUUGUUGAUUCCAUGAAUUUUUUUUUUUUUAAAAAGCCCAAUUAUGGCUAAUAUAUGCGUGCUCAAUAAUCUUACUACCAGACAAGAUGUCCCUAUAUUAGAUUUGUUUCAGAAGGG